Saprolegnia diclina VS20 is the source of this 1803-nucleotide messenger RNA. RefSeq lists its product as hypothetical. The coding region runs from base 1 to 1803 and encodes 600 amino acids. Lineage: Eukaryota; Oomycota; Saprolegniomycetes; Saprolegniales; Saprolegniaceae. The record is from RefSeq and is a predicted model, not a curated record. The transcript is spliced from 8 exons.
AUGAGAGCAACCUGCACACCCACGCUCCAGAGGCGGGCGAUUGUCGGUGCUUGCAUCUACAUGACACCGUCGCACGAGUGUGAGGCGGAGCUUCAAGCCGACGCCGGUCCUACGAUACCCGUGGACCAGACCUCCCACCGUAAAGAAACAGACACCACCUCGACGCCCGAACCAGUCACCACAGCCAUCGUGGUGCCAACGCCCGAAGCAGACAACUGCGUCUAUCAAAGCCGUAGCUUUACCGAGCGCUACGAUGCGCUCGUGGAGAGCCUGAUUCAGCCGCCCCCGAUGAUCCAGUCGCUGCUCCGCGUGGCGACGUACGACGAACUGAGAGCGCGAUCCUGGUCCGACUGCCUUCCGCUGCACACCGUCGUCUGCGGUGUUACUGCGGGCUCUCAAGACUCGCUCUUCACCCAGCAUCCGCCGUGCCGAUCUGCGAUCGUGCACCACCUACUCGCGACGGCGAUAGCCGUUGUGCGCGAGCGCGGGCGAUCGGCUGUGCUCACGGGUGCUGCGCUCCAGCAUGUGUGGGUCUUUGGCGCGCUGCCGCCACAGAUGCCCACGGCUCGCGUACUGCUCACAAACACUACGGACGAUCUCAGCGCCGCGCUGUGGGCCCGCGGUUUUGCCCACUUUUACGACGAGACGAGUGGCGACACCGUCACGUGCAUGGCACGCCACCACGCACUCGCCACUGUCGUGAACGCUGGCGAUGCGCCCCCCGACGUGCUGCCGCCGCACCUGCGUUGGGAGCGUCACAACGAGCAAGUGGCGCCAUCCACAUGCCUUUCGCUCUACGACGUGGUCAUUCGGGCACCGGAGCAUCCCGAGACGAUCGUUUCGGCAGCGCAAAGCAAGGACGUAGACGCGGCGAUGCUCGUGUACCCCAACCCGAGUUGUCAAGCGCUCUGCGACCACGACACCCCGGCAUAUCAACGCGACGUCCCCGCCAAAGUCGCGCAGUGUCCGCGGCGCGACGAUGCCGAGUACAACGCUCGACUAGCCACGUAUUUGGAGCACCCCUUGCCGCUCAACAUCUCGCCCGCGCACGCUCUGAACAUUACACCGUUCAGCAACACGACCAAACUCCGCGAAGGAAAUGGGUGGGAGUUUUGCAUCCCAAUCAAGCCGCAGCAGUGUGGCGCACGGCGCGGCGUCAAGUCGACGCUCUUUGAGACGCCGCAAGGCAAGCCGUGCCGAUCGGCCGUGCUCCAGCUGCUGCUCGAAAACAUGCUCGAGGUCGUGGAAGAGCUCCAUCUCCCAUCGUUUGUCUACUUUGGCACCCUACUUGGCGCGUGGCGUGACGAAGCCAUCAUUCCGCACACGGCCGAUGUCGACGUCGUCCUUCCGUCCUUUACAAACUGGACCCUCGUCCAAGAUAUGAUGUGGGCCCGGGGCUUUUAUGCCUUUGUGCACGAUAUCCACCGCGCCUGCCUCGCGUCGCACCACCCGCUCGCGUCGCUUUUGUAUGCGCCGAAUCAAACCCGAACGGACUCGUCGAUGCAUGGCACGCCGUACCUGGAUCUGUACAUGUGGCGUAAAGAGUACGAGCCGGCCAGCGCGCGUGUCGAGGUCGAGACGGCCUGGGUCAAGCUCAACGCGUCCCAAGUAUUUCCGCUGACGUGCAACCACACGAUCUUUGGUAGUCCCGUGCCUGGCAUCCAACACCCGGAAGCCAUGUUGAAGAGCGAGUACGGUGACACGUACGGCGUGGACCCGAACUUGCGUCUGGCAGCGUGCGAGUCGUACUGUGACUAUCAGCUUCUCUCCAAUAUGUCGGCAGUGUCGCGCUCCGUAGGCUAG